Messenger RNA from Vicia villosa (hairy vetch), 1609 nucleotides. RefSeq names its product 3-ketoacyl-CoA synthase 2-like. Gene Ontology annotation, cellular component: membrane. Lineage: Eukaryota; Viridiplantae; Streptophyta; Magnoliopsida; Fabales; Fabaceae. Gene Ontology annotation, biological process: fatty acid biosynthetic process. The transcript is spliced from 2 exons. Gene Ontology annotation, molecular function: acyltransferase activity, transferring groups other than amino-acyl groups. Bases 109 to 1485 code for a protein of 458 amino acids. The record is from RefSeq and is a predicted model, not a curated record.
UUAUGAAAGGGAUGCAUUAAUUUUUAUUUUCAAUGUAUCCUCUUGUUCACUUUUACAACUCUAUAAAUAGGAAAGCUUUUAGACAGGAACCAUGGCAUAUCCAACAUCAUGAGUAUGUUUUCAAUGUCAUUCUUCUUCUUAGCUCCUUUCCUCUCCAUCAUUAGAGCCUUUCUAAAUAUUCAAAUAUUUUUCUCACAUUUUCAAUGGUGUUUGUUAAUGGCAUCAAUAGCAACCUUUUACCUAAAGAAAUGCUCCAAAAAGAUAUAUCUAGUAGAUUUUGUAUGCUAUAAACCUUCCCCUAAAACCAUGUGCAGUAAGGAUUUUUUUAUAGAAAAAUCAAAAUGUGGAGGACAUUUUAAAGAUGAGAGCAUAGAUUUUCAAAAGAAAAUUACAGAUAGGUCUGGAUUUGGUGACAAGACUUAUGUGCCUGAAUCCUUAAUGGUAGUUCCACCAAGAAUUUGUACUAUGGAAGCAAUGAAAGAGACUGAAUCAGUGAUUUUUGGUGCUGUUGAUGAGCUUCUGUUGAAGACAAAAAUGAAGGUUGAAGAUAUAGACAUACUCAUAACAAAUUGUUCUAUUUUCAAUCCUUCACCUUCUUUAAGUGCUAUGGUUGUUAACCAUUACAAACUUAAGGAUCGAGUUUUGUGCUAUAAUUUAAGUGGUAUGGGUUGUAGUGCUGGACUCAUAGCCAUCGACCUUGCCAAACAACUCCUGCAGGUACAUCAAAAUUCAUAUGCUUUAGUAGUGAGCACAGAAAAUAUCAACAGUGGAUGGUAUUUAGGAAACAACAGAUCAAUGCUUGUUUCAAAUUGUCUAUUUCGUGUAGGUGGUGCAGCAAUCUUACUCUCAAACAUUUCCUCUGAUUCUCACCGUUCAAAGUAUUGUCUUAAACACACUGUUUGUACACACAUUGGUUCACAAGACAGUUGCUAUAAUUCAAUCCUUCUAAGAGAAGAUGAAACAAACAAAAUCACGGGAAUAUCACUUUCAAAAGACUUAAUGAGUUCAGCAGGUUUUGCACUUAAAGAAAACAUCACAACACUUGGAAAACAUGUUUUACCUUUAUUAGAACAAUUAAAGUUUGUUUCAUCUUUUGUUGUUAAAAAGUACUUUAACAAGAAUAUGAAGAUUUAUACACCUGAUUUUAAAUUGUGUUUUGAGCACUUUUGCAUUCAUACUGGUGGAAAAGCAGUUCAAGAUGAGAUGCAAAAGGUGCUUGGAUUAAGUGAUUGGCAAAUUGAGCCUUCAAGGAUGACACUUUUUAGAUAUGGCAAUACUUCAAGUAGUUCUGUUUGGUAUGUUUUGGCUUAUUGUGAAGCUAAGGGAAGAAUAAGAGAAGGUGAUAGGAUUUGGCAACUUGCAUUUGGUUCUGGAUUUAAGUGUAAUACUGUUGUUUGGUAUGCAUUAAGGAAUAUUGAUCCAAUUGAGGAGAUUAAUCCUUGGAGUGAUGAGGUUCAAGAGUUUCCUGUUGAUGUUUCAAUUUGAAGUGGGGAUUUUUAUAAUGAAAGUUGGUGUUCUGUAUUACAUAUAUCAUUCUAUCAAAUCUAAUCUGUCCAACUUUGUAAGUUACAUUACAAUAUAAAUAAUGCAUCAUUGUUAUUUCUCUUCA